AUGGCUAGAAUGCUUUCUUCUCUUCUUAUCCUUCAAGAUCUUCAACGGUUCAUAUUUUCAGUGAUGAUCAUAUUUUUAUUAUCGUCUAUGUCAGCUUCAGCAUCAGCAGCAUCGAUGAGUAGUACACACACUACGAGUAAUAGCAGUAUUUCUAGACAGGGUUGCCAAGAUAAAUGUGGGCGUGUAAGCAUUCCAUACCCUUUUGGAAUGGGUAGUCCAAAUUGUUACCAUGACAAAGCAUUUGAGAUCACAUGUACCAGCCAAAUUCCAUUCAUUAAACUAAGUCCAGCUUCAGCUCAAGUUGUAGAACUCACAAUGGACUAUAUCCGAUUCAUGGGAUGGUCUCUACCAAAUUGUUACAAUAAAGAAAGUGGAAAAAGUGAAGGCUCCAUUAACCCCAGCCUUAUUUGGCAGAGGAUUCACCCUUCACUUUCUCAAGUAAUCCCAGUGGUUACGGUUGUUGCCAAACAGAUUCAGGCUAUUGUUGUUGACAAGGAGUUUACUGGGGAUAUUCAUGGCAAGAUUAACCCAAAUGGAACGACCGUACCUAUGAUGUUGGAUUGGGUAAUUGAGAAUGUAUCAUGCGAAACAGCUCAAAGGACUUCUUAUGCCUGUGGAGAAAAUAGUGUUUGUAUGGAGUUUAUUAACGGUCCUGGCUAUCGUUGCAACUGUGAAAAAGGAUAUACAGGAAAUCCUUAUCUAGGAUGUCAAGGUUACCACGGUGAUGGUAGAGCACUAGGAGUGGGUUGCACACGUGACAGUGUUAUUAUGGUGGCAUCAUUAGGUGUUGGAAUCGUAAUCCUUGCAAUGGUUUUAAUUGCAAUUGGAUUUUGGUUGUACAAUCGAGUUGCAAAAAGAAAGUACAGACAUUUGAAAAGAAAUGGUGGAUUGCUAUUGAAACAAAAGAUCACUUUUAAUGGUGGCAAUAUUGAGAACGCAUCCAAAAUCUUUCGUACAGAUGAAUUAAAGAAGGCUACCGAUAAUUUUAAUCCCAACCGUAUUAUCGGCAAAGGAGGUUUUGGCACAGUUUACAAAGAAAUGUUAUCAAAUGGUAGAAUAGUAGCAAUUAAAAAGUCUAAACUUGUGGAUGAAAACCAAGUUGCUCAGUUCAUCAAUGAGGUUGUCAUUCUUUCUCAGACUAACCACAGGCAUAUAGUAAAACUGUUAGGUUGUUGCUUAGAAACCGAGGUUCCAUUGUUGGUUUAUGAAUUUGUAUCCAAUGGCACCCUUUCAUACCAUCUUCAUGGUGGGGAUAGCAAUGAAUCAUCAAUUUCAUGGAAAGAUCGGUUGAGAAUUGCAUGGGAGAUUGCAGGAGCACUAGCAUAUUUACACUCCGACGCUUCCACACCGAUACUUCAUAGAGACAUUAAACCAGACAACAUACUACUAGAUGAGAAUUACAAGGCUACAGUUUCCGACUUUGGAAUAUCUAGAUCCAUUUCUAUGGAUAAAACCCACUUAACUACAAUGGUGCAAGGAACCUUGGGUUACUUAGACCCAGAGUCCUACAAUUCUGGUCAAUUCACAGAGAAGAGUGAUGUUUAUAGUUUCGGAGUUCUUCUCGUAGAGCUUCUAACAGGCCAAAAAGCUAUUUCAUUAAUGAGAACUGAACAAAAUUUAGCAUUUCAUUUCCUAUCAUCAAUGAACCAAAAUCAAUUGUUUAGUAUCUUAGAAGACCAAGUUGUUAGUGAAGGAGAUAAAGAUGAGAUUUUUUGUAUUGCUAAUCUUAUAAAGAAAUGCUUAAAGUUGAAUAUCAAUGAAAGGCCAAUUAUGAAAGAAGUGGCAAGUAGUCUAGAUGGCUUGAUAAAGUUUCGAGGAGAACAAAAUUGUCACCAGCAUCCGACUUCCACUAUCAGUGCGUUUGACGUACAAGGUUUUGAAACUGGUUCAUAUAUCUUUAGUGGAAAUUCAACGGAUUUUGAGAGUGCAAAUUCAAUAUUUAGUGCAAUGUAA
This is a messenger RNA of Papaver somniferum (opium poppy), 1953 nucleotides long. Its product is annotated as wall-associated receptor kinase-like 5. Gene Ontology annotation, cellular component: plasma membrane. The record is from RefSeq and is a predicted model, not a curated record. Bases 1 to 1953 code for a protein of 650 amino acids. Gene Ontology annotation, molecular function: polysaccharide binding; ATP binding; protein serine/threonine kinase activity. The transcript has 5 exons. Gene Ontology annotation, biological process: protein phosphorylation; cell surface receptor signaling pathway. NCBI's taxonomy places the organism in Eukaryota, Viridiplantae, Streptophyta, Magnoliopsida, Ranunculales, Papaveraceae.